This is a messenger RNA of Rotaria sordida, 2640 nucleotides long. Lineage: Eukaryota; Metazoa; Rotifera; Eurotatoria; Philodinida; Philodinidae. The record is from the annotation of a GenBank genome assembly.
AUGUCGACAAUCUCUUAUACUAAUCAAAUACCAUUGCAACAAACAAAUGCACCACCACCACCACCACCACAAAGAUAUAUGAAUUCACGUCGUCGUGGUGGUGUUUUUGGGGACAGCCAGUUCAAUUACAGGAGGAGCAAUCAAUAUAGUUAUAGGGGCAACCCAUAUAAUUAUCGAAAUUAUCCGAAUAGAGGCAAUCUAUACAAUCAAAAACAUUUUUAUCAUCGAAAUAUUUAUUAUAAUCGAAAUUAUCAACCACAGCGUUAUUAUAAUGGCUAUAAUGGUGGUGGCUAUAGUAUUAUAAGUCGGUCAACACCACGACAAGGAAGAUUUUAUCAGAGACCAAUUAGAAGAAUAAAUCAAAAUCGACCAGAAAGUCAUUUCAAUCGACCAAGAAGUCGUUCAAAUCAACGAAGAAGUCGUUCAAACCAACAAGGAAUGAGUCAAUUAAGACAACAACGUACACGUGGUCCAAGACGUCGUCAAGAUCGAAAUCGACAACAACAACAAAGUCAUCGAAAUAAAUUUGUUCAAAAUAAUCGAUUUGCUCCACUUGUUGAUAUACAAGAUAUUGAUCAAAAUGAAAUUGAUUUAACUGAUGAAGAGUCAGCACAAUAUAAUACAAAUAAUAAAAAGAAUAAGAAACUAAAGAAAACGCGACUUUAUCUUGAACCAAAUAGAAUGUUAAGCAACGAAGAAAUAUUAUUAUUUGGAGUUGCUGUUGAUUCUGUUUGAUCAAAAGCAAAAGAAUUUCUUCCUCUUAUCUCUCAUCUUCGUCAAGUUGAUUCCACCUUCAUCUUUUGUGUAAAAAAAGACAAAUAUCAACAUCUUAUUGAUAAAUAUUCAAAAAUCGUUGGUAUUUAUUCUUGUCUUGAUGAGUUAUGUUCAUCUAUUCGACAAGAAAUCAAUCUUUGUAAUAAACAACUAGAAGCAUUCCGUAUCUUUGAUCAUCAUCAACAAUUAACAAAAGAUCUGUUAAAACAAUCAGGUGAAUUUCUUUGGUUGCAGCUCUUUCAUUAUAUAAUUAUUCGUCUUCCACGAGAUCAACAAGCAAAAAAACAAAUGAUCGAUAUUUGUCGAGAUUAUUAUCGUGGAAAUAGCGACGAAUUGAAAUCAAUUGAUAAAUUUGAACGAGAAUAUCGUCCAGAAGAUGCUAUUCAUUGGUAUUCAAAACAAUCAUUUAUCUACAGAAUGAUCAAUAAAGCAUUGAGAACUGAAGAUCUUGAUCAAUUACAAACAUUUCGAUUUUUCAUUGGUGAUCUUUCACAAAGUCUUUCAUAUGAACAUCAAAAGAUUCUUUCAUCUGAUGAAACUAUCUUAACUGUUUAUCGAGGAACGAAAUUAAAUGAAGACGAAUUUGAAAAACUCAAAGAAAAUCAAGGAAAAAUCAUUACAACAAAUGGAUAUUUAUCAACUAGUCGACAUCGACAGCUAGCUAUCAACUUUUUUAUGAAACCAACUAAAAGAACUGGUGUUAUUCCUCUUCUCUUUCAGAUUCAAUGUCAUAUUCAACACAUUGGUAAAAGUAUUAUCUAUGCUGAUAUUGCUAAAUUUAGUGAUUAUCCUGAUGAAGAAGAGGUUCUUUUUGAUCUCAAUGCUGCAUUUCGAUUAGAUUCAAUCGAAAAAGAAGGAUACAUACAACUGAUUAAAAUGACUUUAUCGAAUGAAGGAGAAAAAAUCACCAGAAAUUAUAUCGAACUAACACAAAAAGAAACAGAAGAAAUGAGUGUUGCAAUUGUAUUUGGAAGAUUAAUGUAUAAUCUUGGUCAAUAUGAAAAAUCACAAAAAUAUUUUCAAGAACUCUUAAAUAAUCCAAAUGGUGAAGAUAUUCCUUGGAUUCAAUAUAAUAUUGGACGAGUUCUUCAGUUUAAAGGUCAAUGGAAUGAAGCAAGAGAAUAUUAUCAACAGGCUUAUCAUCGAAUGAUCGAUUCAAUACCACCAAGAAUCAAAGAUGCAGCACAUGUUAUCAAUAGUAUCGGUAUUAUGCUAUAUCAACAUGGAAAAUACAAUCAAGCUCUGGAUUAUCAUCAACAAGUAUUGAAAAUCUAUGAUAAACUCUAUCCAGCCGGACAUGUCGACGUUACUCGAACCCUUAACAAUAUCGGCUGCAUUCUCAAUGAUCAAGGCAACUAUGAUCAAGCUCUCGACUAUCAUCACCGAGCACUAGAAAUGCGUGAAAAAUUCUAUCCAUUUGGUCAUGUUGACAUUGCUCGAACCUUAAAUAGCAUUGCCGUUGUUUACAAGAACCAAGGCAAGUAUGAUCAAGCUCUCGAUUAUCAUCAACGAUCACUGAGAAUACGCGAGAAAUUUUAUCCAUUUGAUCAUGUUGACAUUGCUCAUAGCCUCAAUAACAUCGGCACCAUUUUCAAAGAUCAAGGAAAGUACGAUGAAGCCCUGGAAUACUAUGAAAGAUCAUUAAAAAUACGUGAGAAAUUCUAUCAAUUUAGUCAUGUCGAUAUCGGUCGAAGUUUAGAUAACAUUGGACUAUGUUAUGAGCAUAAUAACCAGAAAAAUAUGGCAAUGGACUAUUAUCAACGAGCAUUGACCAUCUAUGAGAAAUUUCUUCCUCUUGAACAUCCAUAUCGAGUCAAAACUGUCUGCAAUAUUCACAGAAUUUCUGAAAAAGCUGAAACUAUAUGA